AUGGCUAGUAAGGCUGCAAACAAGCGUUUGACACGCGAAUACAAAGCCAUCUCCGAGAACCCACCGCCUUACAUCACUGCUCAUCCUUCAGAGUCAAACAUCCUCGAAUGGCACUACAUCAUUACUGGUCCUGAGGAUACACCCUAUCAUGGGGGUCAAUACUGGGGUACUCUGAUGUUCCCUCCGAACUAUCCGUUUGCGCCGCCCGCCAUUCGAAUGCACACCCCUUCAGGCCGAUUCCAACCAUCGACGCGACUAUGCCUGUCCAUCUCCGACUUUCACCCCAAAUCUUUUAAUCCCGCAUGGGAGGUUUCAACCAUCCUAAUCGGAUUGCUGUCUUUCAUGACGAGCGAAGAGAUGACGACUGGUUCCGUUUCUAGUACAGCGGCCGAACGACGAUAUCUCGCAGCGCGAUCGCGUUGGUGGAACUCGACCGGCAACGGCUCUAACGCUAAGAGCAAUCCCGCCAACAAGGGCAACGUCAAGGCCGGCGAUGGUGGUGCCAAGUUCCGAGCUGAGUGGCCCGAGGUGGAUACCGAGAACUGGGAGUGGAUGAAGAAGAACAAGGUCGACCCCCUUACGGGCAACCGAUUAGACGCCGACAACAAUGGAUCAUGCCGACCUCAGCUGGGCAUCUCUGGUACUAGCGGACACCAGGCCCAAGCUGUUGUGGACGUGGUCAACCAGCAGCGAGAUGCCGGAACAGGGUGGAUAUAUCGGAACAAGCUCGUCGUAGCUGGAGCGGCCAUCUUCAUCUACGUCCUCAUCGCCCGACUUGUGAGGGGCGAUGCGUAA
Messenger RNA from Fusarium keratoplasticum, 795 nucleotides. Its product is annotated as UBC core domain-containing protein. The transcript has 3 exons. The record is from RefSeq and is a predicted model, not a curated record. NCBI's taxonomy places the organism in Eukaryota, Fungi, Ascomycota, Sordariomycetes, Hypocreales, Nectriaceae. Bases 1 to 795 code for a protein of 264 amino acids.